GGUGAAGCCACGUGCUCUCUGUUUAUCAUCAGCAAGGGGAGGGAGAUAGAGAAAGAGAGAUACAGUAGAGAGAGGAAGUCUCUCUCUCUCUCUCUCUCUCUCUCUCUCUCUCUCUCUCACGCUCUCAUUUUGUUUAGUACACCCACAGACACACACACAGCGACACGCAAUUUUCCAAUCCUUAGCAGCCUGAGGGACGCACACACUAGCACAGAGAGCAGAAAACCAGCCAAAGCAGAUUAUACCGACUGGAAAAGAUCUGAACCACACCACAGGUUGCUGUCCAGGAUGGCGGGGAUGAAGGAGCAGCAGUUCACCGAGGAGAAGCCCCUGUUGCCGGAGCAGCGAGGAAUGGACUCAGACAUGCAGGAUAAAGGAGGGGAGGCAUCAGGGGGGUUACCGCGCCCCGCCAGCCCCGCGCCCCUUAACCCCCCUCCUCCCCCAAGCCGCCCCACUCACCGCUGGCAUGUCAUGGCACGGCACUGGCUCCGCCAGACCCGCCGUCGGACCAGCGGGGUCCUCCCGGAAAGCUGUGAACAGCUGAUGCCGCCAGGGGAUUGGAAGGAACAUGACAUCGAGACCCCUUAUGGGAUGCUGCACGUGGUGAUCCGCGGGGCCCCCAAAGGAAACAAGCCCGCGAUCCUCACCUACCACGAUGUGGGACUGAACCACAAGCUGUGCUUCAACUCUUUCUUCAGUAAUGAGGACAUGCAGGAGAUCACCAAGCACUUUGUGGUGUGCCACGUCGACGCCCCGGGGCAGCAGAUUGGAGCGUCCCAGUUGCCACAGGGGUACCAGUACCCCACCAUGGACCAGCUGGCUGCCAUGCUGCCCACUGUGGUGCAGCACUUUGGAUUUAAGAGCAUCGUUGGGAUCGGAGUUGGAGCUGGAGCUUACAUCCUGGCCAAGUUUGCUCUGAUCUUCCCUGACAUGGUGGAGGGUUUGGUUCUGCUCAACAUCGACCCCAACGGCAAAGGCUGGAUCGACUGGGCUGCCACCAAGCUGUCAGGUUUGACCAGCGCUCUGCCAGAUACUGUGCUGCCACAUCUUUUCAGCCAGGAGGAGCUGAUGAACAACACAGAGCUGGUGCAGAGCUACCGGCAACAGAUCAACAACACCGUCAACCAGUUCAACCUGCAGCUUUUCUGGAACAUGUACAACAGCCGGAGGGACCUGGAGAUGAAUCGCAGUGGGACGGUGCUCAACGCCAAGACUCUGAAGUGUCCUGCGAUGCUGGUUGUUGGAGACAACGCCCCAGCGGAGGAGGGAGUGGUGGAGUGCAAUUCCAAACUGGACCCAACCAACACCACCUUCCUGAAGAUGGCUGACUCUGGUGGCCUUCCCCAGCUCACACAGCCCGGGAAGCUGACCGAAGCCUUCAAGUAUUUCCUGCAGGGAAUGGGCUACAUCGCUUAUGUGAAGGAUCGGAGGUUGAGUGGAGGGCCAGUGCCCUCCGCUAGUAUGACCCGCCUGGCUCGUUCCAGGACGGCCUCCCUGACCAGUGCCAGCUCCAUCGACGGGUCCCGCUCUCGGGCCUGCACCCAUUCCGACAGCACCGAGGGAGUCGGCCCAGUCACCCACACCAUGGAGGUGUCCUGCUGAGGAGUCGGCCAGCCAUAGAAAGAGGGACGGGGGGGAGGGAUGGAGAGGGAAAGAGCAAGACAGAAGGGAUGAUGGCCAAGAAAUGACGGGGGAGGGGUAUGAGGAAAAUGUGAAGGAUAGAAGGUGUGACUACUGCUGUAGGGGCAUUAUCGAUCAGUGCCUAACACCCAUGCACAAUUUGAGACAACACUACCCUGUUGAAACAUACACACUUCACAAGUAAAUACAUAGUGUACUCAUGGGAGUAUCCGAUUUGAGACCGACCUUUACUCUUGUAGUCAGACAUGGUAGAUUGUAGAACGAGACAGCAACAGGAAGGAAAGUUCAUGAAAAAGGUGGAGAAAGCUCUCUCUUUGCUUCAUCUAUUUCCUCCGGAUCCCUUUGUCUGCCGUCUUCUCCCUCCUCCACUGUAAAAUACCAUAUGUGUUGCUACUAAGACCCCCGACCACCCCUUCAAAUAUCUAACUCUACCCCCCCUCGCCCAGCACUUAAAUGAUUUAGGCAACUGUUUUGUUCUUGCAGUGUUAUUCUUGUGUUUGCUGUCUCCUCUUUCUUUGCCUGCACCCCCACCACCCACGCCUCCACAGAAAAGGACGUAAUGUUGUUGAGACAGCCAUAUAUGAUAUUAAUCACUAAGCAUCCAUAACUUGGAAAUUGGUCAGAGAAGGUGAACGUGUGGGCAAGGAAAACACAACAUUUAGGUGGUACCUUAAUGAAACAGUGUUAUACAUCAGUAUUUUUGAAAGCAGUUGAUUAUUUGUUGUUGUAUGGACAACAUGUGAGUAUCUCUCUCACCGUUGUUUCUAAGAGAUGCUUUCUCCUCUGUCUGAGUGACUGGUGAGCGUCAGAGGGUGUGUCCAGAAUUU
Molecule: messenger RNA, 2468 nt
Organism: Etheostoma cragini (Arkansas darter)
Lineage: Eukaryota; Metazoa; Chordata; Actinopteri; Perciformes; Percidae
Gene: ndrg4
Product: NDRG family member 4
Exons: 18
Coding region: 289-1602 (437 amino acids)
Biological process (GO): brain development; positive regulation of ERK1 and ERK2 cascade; signal transduction
Cellular component (GO): cytoplasm
Source: RefSeq, a predicted model, not a curated record